Molecule: messenger RNA, 975 nt
Organism: Galleria mellonella (greater wax moth)
Lineage: Eukaryota; Metazoa; Arthropoda; Insecta; Lepidoptera; Pyralidae
Exons: 1
Coding region: 1-975 (324 amino acids)
Source: RefSeq, a predicted model, not a curated record
AUGAGUUUGAAUGCUUAUCAAAAUUUGAAAUUAAGUAAUAAGCCAUGGCAAUGUUGUGUAUGCAUCAAUAUUACUCGGCGAAGAGGGGACAACACGAAUACCCCAGUCCGUAAACCAAAUACACUUGACGAAUCGGUGAUGUCAUGUGAUGUUACUAUGCAUCAAAGUGAAAUGGAAUGUUCCGUGUCUGCUGAAAAUCAUACUAUUUCGCUGCAACAAUUUGGAGUUUUGUUGGAUUCUAGAUUGGAAAGGUUUAAAGCUGAUUUUUUCUCAGAUAUUAAGGCUUCCAUAAGAAGUGAGAUUCACUUGGCUAUUACUGCAUUAAAGGAUGAAUUCACAGUCACCGUCGACUUUUUAGAGGAAGGACAAAAAAGAAUCAACGGUACCUUGGCGGCUGCAGUUGAGAGAGUUUCUGAACUGGAAUGUAAUAAAAACAAGCUUCAGGGUGAUAUUUACGAACUUGAACGUCGAUUAAAAAUUUCUGAAAAAACAUCUCGUAGCAUGAACAUUGAAAUACAAGCUGUUCCUGAAAAACGCAGUGAAAAUGUUGUUGGUAUUUUCAAAAAAAUAUGUGAUGUGAUUAAUUUCCCUAUAUCUGAUACUGAAAUUCAUGCAUGCCGCCGAGUUGCUAAAAUUAAUUCCUCUUCAAAUCGUCCUCGUAACAUACUUGUUACUCUGCCAUCUCCUCGUCAUCGUGACAAUAUCUUAUCUGCUGUUAGAAAGUUUAAUAAGGAUAACCCUAAACAAACUUUAAGCACAUUCCAUUUUGGUUACUCUGGAGAAACAAAGAAAAUGUAUAUAGUUGAACAUUUAUCUCCUGAAUGUAAGGAACUUCACUCACUAGCCAGAAGAUUUGUUAAGGAUAAGGCUUAUAAGUUUGUAUGGGUAAAAUAUGGACAAAUAUACAUUCGAAAAGAUGAACAAUCAAGUGCUGUGCUAGUAAAAAACGCUGAAAUGCUUAAGAGACUUUUAUAA